Messenger RNA from Guillardia theta CCMP2712, 543 nucleotides. RefSeq lists its product as hypothetical. The transcript is spliced from 9 exons. Gene Ontology annotation, molecular function: protein binding. Bases 1 to 543 code for a protein of 180 amino acids. The record is from RefSeq and is a predicted model, not a curated record. Lineage: Eukaryota; Cryptophyceae; Pyrenomonadales; Geminigeraceae.
AUGAGGGAGAAGGAUGAGAGCGAGCAGGGGAGUGAUACUUCUUCAACCAAUCACACUUGGCUCAGGGCGACCAACGAAGUCAGGUGCAUGGCCACGACACGCCAUGGGUUUGUCCUGACAGGGCACAUUGAUGGUUAUGUCCGAGCAUGGAACCUGGACGGCACGAAGCUGGAGAGCGAAUCUUGGCCAGCAGAGCUCAGGAUGCACAACACAGGCAUUACCGUCCUCGUGGAAGAUUAUGAAGGAGCGAUAUGGACAGCGAGCAUGGCUGGGAGCGUACGAUGCAUAUCCCAAGAUGGAAAGAAAACCUCGAUAGAAGCAAAGGCUCCUGGACGCAAGAAUGCUCAUAACACUGAGGUGAAUGCGAUGAUUGCGACAGCAAACAAGACGUUGUGGACUGGGGCAAAGACGGUUUUGUGCAUGCUGUCCUCCAGGGGGAAAGUGAGGAGAUCUUUGCAAUUUGUUCAGAUUCGUGGAGGGUUGACGAGCAUCUUUGGGUAUCAGACGAUCAUGUAUGGAGCGGGUCGGGUGAUGGGCAUGUAA